ACUAAAAUCGACUCUCCCUCCAUCCUCUCUAUUCUUGAAGCCGAAGUCAUCAGUUGCCGUUGGGGCACGGACGAUGACGUUCCGCAGUGCUGUUGCCAUGAACGCUGCCACCGAGAGCUUGGGUGGCGCCACCAAUUCUUCUCCAUCCACCGUUGACUAUGAAGAAUUAUCAGAGGGAAAUGGAUAUAGACUUCCUCCACCAGAGAUCAGAAAUAUUGUUGAUGCUCCGCCCCUUCCAACACUAUCAUUUUCACCUGGUAGGGAUAAAAUACUCUUCCUCAAAAGGAGAUGAUUGCCUCCUCUGGAAGAAUUGGAAAGGUCUGAGGAGAAGCUUGCUGGAAUUCGCAUUGAUCCCAAAUGUAAUUCUUGGAGUUGAAUGUGAGUAACAGAAUAACUGUUGGACCUUUUCAUGUUCCAUGGACUUCUCUUUUCUGCAAUAAAACUGUGACGGGCUUUAGGAAUUCAUGAUUCUUCCUGUUGGAGCUUCUUCAUUCAAAGAGGCCAUGAAGAUGGGUGUGGAAGUAUAUCAUCAUUUGAAGGCAAUUUGUAGUCAAAUAUUUCCAUCACUUUAUGAGAAGGCUGAUAGAUUCUCGUCUUAGUGUAAAAUCUAGUGCAAGAUGACAUCAUGUUUGUAGUUCAUUGGCUUUUAUGAAAGUUAUGAAUGGUUAUAGCUUAGGCUGCAACGUUUGUUCUGCUUGCAUGAUUGAAAUGUGUGGAUCAUGUUGUUUUCAGUCUGUUAUUAAGAAGAAAUAUGGGCAAGAUGCUACAAAUGUUGGUGAUGAGGGUGGCUUUGCUACCAACAUUCAUGAAAACAAGGAAGGUCUUGAGCUGCUUAAGACAGCCAUUGUGAAAGCUGGUUAUACAGGAAAAGUUGUUAUUGGAAUGGAUGUUGCUGCAUCUGAAUUUUAUUCAUCAGACAAGACUUAUGAUUUGAACUUCAAGGAAGAGAGCAAUGAUGGGUCCCAAAAGAUAUCCGGCGAUCAACUUAAGGAUCUCUACAAGUCAUUUGUUUCUGAGUACCCAAUUGUGUCUAUCAAAGAUCCAUUUGACCAGGAUGACUGGGAGGCCUAUGCAAAACUCACCAAAGAAAUUGGUGCUGAAGUACAGAUAGUGGGAGAUGAUCUCCUCGUCACUAACCCCAAGAGAGUUGACAAGGCAAUUAAGGAGAAGACUUGCAAUGCACUUCUUCUUAAGGUUAACCAGAUUGGUUCUGUGACUGGAAGUAUUGAAGCUGUAAAAAUGUCGAUGCAUGCUGGUUGGGGAGUGAUGGCCAGCCACAGAAGAAUAUCUGGAUACAGUGGAGAGACAGAGGACACCUUCAUUGCGGAUCUCUCUGUUGGACUGGCCACGGGCCAAAUCAAGACAGGGGCUCCUUGCAGAUCAGAACAUCUGGCAAAAUACAACCAACUGUUGAGGAUUGAAGAGGAAUUGGGUUCCGAGGCAGUAUAUGCAGGAGCAAGCUUCCGUUCAUCUGUUGAGCCUUAUUAAUUGCACUUUGCACUGCUCUAAACGCAACUUGAGAAUUUAUAUCCAAUUAUUAGAAGAAUCAUCUUUGUUUUGUGGAUUCCGAGCCUUUAUUUCUCUUUAAUAAGCGAGAGUUAUGUUUUGACCUUAAACCUUACCACUCUGGUCUUAACUGCACUUUGUAUUUUGACAUUCUUAUCUUUGCCAUAUAUUUAUACAGCCUCCGAACUUAC
Molecule: messenger RNA, 1697 nt
Organism: Andrographis paniculata
Lineage: Eukaryota; Viridiplantae; Streptophyta; Magnoliopsida; Lamiales; Acanthaceae
Product: enolase 2-like
Exons: 11
Coding region: 649-1488 (279 amino acids)
Biological process (GO): glycolytic process
Cellular component (GO): phosphopyruvate hydratase complex
Molecular function (GO): phosphopyruvate hydratase activity; magnesium ion binding
Source: RefSeq, a predicted model, not a curated record